AUGGAUGCAGGAGAGAAAUUUCGAGGCUUGCUGCGAUCCUUGGAGGCGCAGUACGAUGAAGACAUUCACCUUAUCAGAUGUGGACGUCGUGCUUUAAAUCGGAAGAGUCCAAAGAACUUGGACAAAUCACAAGAUGAGGAGUCAGCGCAGUUAACGCCGUUGGCCUUGCCGCCGAUGGCCACACCGGCAACUGCAAGGCUUCCGCAGGAGCUGCCUCGUCAGAGUUCCUUUACAGACUUCCAGGAGCCCGCAGAGGCGCAAGCACCGCGGGGCCGGGCGCGGCGCCCAGCGACGGAGGUGGUCGCAUCGGCGAUAGCGGAUCGCGAAGUGAGCCCUCCACGCAUGCGUGCCCAGAGCCACAUGAACCACAUGAACAAGUUAUCCCAGCCUCGUCCAACGGACCUUGACAGCGAUGCCUUCCGACCCAGCUUGUCAACGGUGGUGCCAUCUUCAUCCGUUGCCACCAUGCGGGCCUCUGCAGCCACCCGCCCCUCGCGGCUUCGCUUCUCGGAGGCCUCGCCGGAGAGGUAUGAGGAGAUCAAACCUGCCUGGAGGGCGAAAGCGGUGGUGGAGGACCGCUCGGAGCGUUCCCCGCGAAGCUCGCUGCGCAGCUCGCAGAGCUCGGCGGAGGCGGCGAGGGCGGCGAGGCACGCCUUUCCGCAGAGUAGUGCCAGGCGCACCAUGUUCUUCGACAAAUCGCCCGAGGAGAUGGAGGCGAUGUUUCAAGAGGCCUUGAACGACGAGGCGGAGAAGGAAGAAGACAUGCAUGUACGAGGUGAGGACCCUGAAACGGCCCGCUGUCGCCUGCUGACGCACCUGCGGGCCGUCAUCGAAACGGACAUCUUCGAGAUGUUAAUUUCCUGCCUCAUCCUGGGAAAUGUCGUUGUCAUGGCAGCUGCGGUGCAGUACCGUGGCUUCGAUAUCGGCUUUGCUCUCGAAUACCCUGGCAGCACUUCGCGUGCCGAUGAUCUUUGGCCAGGUGCUGCGAAUGUGCUGCAUGUACUGGAUGUGUUCUUCACCCUGAUCUUCUUUUUGGAGCUCUUGUUGCGAUUGACGGUCUAUCGCCUGGCCUUCUUCAAACUGGCAUUGAACUGGUUAGACUUCACCGUUGUUCUCUUCUCGUUCAUGGAACUGCUGGCAGCUUCAAUACCCGGCAGUUCCACAGUGCUGCGUUUGGUCCGCUUGGCCAAGUUGGCCCGCGGUCUGCGAGUGGUGCGCAUGGCGCGGAUCAUGGAUUCCCUACACCUUUUGUUGAAGAGCAUCGGUGCGAGUUUCUCAAUGCUCUUGUGGUCCAUGUUAUUGCUGGCCGUCAUCCAAUGCACCGCAGGCAUGUUUGUUGGCUACUUGGUGAUGGAUUUCCUGGAGAGGGCUUCCGGCACUGUGCCGGAGGACGUGCGACGGCAAAUCUACAGGUACUAUGGCACCUUCACCUACACGAUUCUCACCAUGUUUGAAGUGAUCUUUGCCAAUUGGCCGAUCCCAUGCCGCCUCUUGGUAGACCAUGUGGACGAGUGGUUCUCCUUGUUCUUCAUCAUCUACCGCUGUGUGGUCGGCUUCUGUGUCCUGAACGUCAUUGGCGCAGUCUUUGUUCAGCAGACCAUGAAAGUGGCAGCUGAUGAUCACGAGCUCUUUAUGCAGCAGCAGACGCGCAACGCGGAAGCGUACGCCAGGAAGAUCAAAGAUGUGUUUACAAAACUUGAUACUUCAGGCGAGGGUGUGAUUUUCAUGGAUGAGUUCGUGGAGAUUCUGAACACGCCGACCAUGUCGCAUUUUAUGACGAAGCUGGAACUUGAAUCAACAGAUCUUCUCAGUCUCUUCAAGCUGAUUGAUGUGGAUGAUACGGGUCAUGUGUCGCUGGAGGACUUCAUGGCAGGUUGUCAACGGCUCAAGGGACCUGCCAAGAGCGUGGACCUAGCCUUGCUCCUGGCGCACACCGCUCGGCUCAACUGCAAGGUGGACAACUUGUUGCAGCUGUCUGGACAAGAAGCUGAGGUGGGCUCCGUGGACUGGGGCUACGGCGCCGCGGGACAACGCUUGGAGCAACGCUUCGCGCAUACCCUGAGUUUCAGGCAGAUGGGCAGCAUGGAAUUUGAUCCCUCAAUGCCCGUGGGCAGCAUCCACUCCACUGAAUCCAGGGAGAAGGCGCUGGGCGUGUUUUCGGAUGUGUCAAGGUUGCGCUUCAAGAGUCAGUCGAACUCCAGCGACGUCUUGGAAGACGGUUUCGAUGCCACCAGUUGCGACAGGGUGACCUCUGUCCCCAGACCCGAAGUGAUCUACAACGACCAGAUCUUGCGGAAGCACGGGCUACGGGAUCCCGCCUGCGCGUAUCACCUGGAGCAGCUCUUGGCGCCGGGGGAUGUCAUCAUUCAGCGCAGCUACCGGCAAGCCUUUCGUCAGAGAUGGGGCAAGACCGUCUCCAAGGCCGCCGUGCUCACUGGGACUGCGCAACCCUUAGAGACGAAGUCAAUGGAAGUGGUGUCCAGAACACGUUUGCUGACUUGGCGCGACUAUCCCAGCAGCGGUCAGAGCACCUUCGCCGGGGUCCCUUUCGAUCCCCUGACGGAGUCCUUCGUGACGCAAGUUGGCUCUGAGAUGGCCUGGCUGGUGGUCAUGUCGCCCGGCAGCCCUGGAUUGAUCAAUGUGAACGUGGGGCUCUUUGUCAGUGCAUCGUUUCCUUCCUGGGCCGCAUCAUUGAUGACAAAGAUGGUUCAUGCCAUGCACGAACUCUUUCAGGCCCGGAUGAAGGAGAUGAAAUCCAUCGGAUGUUCAGAAGCGCUUCUGAAGGAGGACCGUUCCCUCUACAUCAUCCUGUCUCUCCGGACCUGCCCGCAUGGCCGCCCGCUGCUGCCGUUGCUCCGGUCCUCCUCCGGAACUUCGCCGGAGGGCGUCGUCAGUGUCACUGGAGUUGGUGCCGCGCAAAAUCUCACGACCUGGUUUCGACCAACUGGGACGUUCAGUUUGCCAAGCUAUUUAAGCGACUUGCUGGCAAUCCUGGGAUGCGACGAUGUACAGGUCUUUGAUAGUCUGGAGGGUCGGCAACUGGUGCCAUAUCAGGCAGUCUUGCGCAGAGAGCAAUGGGAGCGAAUUGGAUCCCUCUUUAACGAUGUGUGGUUGACCCAUCGUGCGGCCUACAAGAAGCUCAACAGUUGUAAACAUGCUCCCACCAUCGUGGACGGGCGACAACCCCGAGAAGCCGACAAGCCGUUCCUCCCGGCGGGCGGCGCUGCACCGGAGCCGGUGUCACCGUCCUACAGCAUAGCAGUGCGUAACACCUUUAUCGAAAUCGGUGAGGAGAUUCCAUCCACCGAGAGCCCUUUCUCGAGGGCCUGCAGCCGCUGA
Molecule: messenger RNA, 3339 nt
Organism: Cladocopium goreaui
Lineage: Eukaryota; Dinophyceae; Suessiales; Symbiodiniaceae
Source: the annotation of a GenBank genome assembly